Messenger RNA from Onychostoma macrolepis, 1120 nucleotides. Its product is annotated as single-pass membrane and coiled-coil domain-containing protein 3-like. Lineage: Eukaryota; Metazoa; Chordata; Actinopteri; Cypriniformes; Cyprinidae. The transcript has 4 exons. The record is from RefSeq and is a predicted model, not a curated record. The coding region runs from base 301 to 966 and encodes 221 amino acids.
CAGAACAGGAACACAGGAACUGGAGCGAGGGAGAGAAACUGUGAGUCGAACCUGAACCUCCACAACCAUCUGACAAAGACAAGACGAGAGGGUGUUUCCAGUCUGGAUUGCCUCACUGGGGAGGUCACCAGUUUAUCUUUAAUAUCCGGAAUACCAAGAGUUACAUUAGAUGCUGACUCGCCACCUGAAGAGUGCCUCCGAGCCAGAAGUCUCUGAUUGAAAAACUUUGGGUAACAAGAAAGGAGAGACCACAAAGGAGUCUACAGCACCAGGUACCAGUUGAUCCUAAUAUAAAGAAAAAUGUGGAGUGACAUCUUCUACCCUGAAAAUCCUAAAAGAAAGGAGCAGCUCAUCCGCAGAAGUCAAGAGAUUCAAGAUCUGAUGAAGAACAACUUCAGAGCCACCAACCAACUGAUUGAUGCUAUGAACAAGUACUUGAGUUGCUCCUUCGAACAUAUCACCCUGAACGAGAGCGCUACUCUUCGGGAGAACUGUGAUGUGAUGAUUGGAUGCAUGAAUAUGAUUCAGGCAGAAGUAGAGAAGAUUGACAAGAAGCUGAAGGAGAAGCUGGAACCCACCUUGUACAAGAAACUGCGAAAAGUGUCUUCUCUGUCUUCUGUAGAUUUUAAAGCAAUUUCAAAUGCUUUUGCAAUAGUUUGUGGUAUUGGAUCUUUGGGAUCUGCGGUUUUAUUUGGCUGUUUACUUAAGAAUGGAACUAUUCUGGCAAACAUAACAAGCAAGUUUGUUAAAAUUGGAGCAACUGCAUUAGCUGGUGUGGUGUUGGCAGUGGUGUUCUUGGGGAUCGACAUGAUUGUCGAGGCCAUCAUUGGGAAAAUUGAGGGUGAUCAACUUCAGGCAGAGCUGGAAAAGUAUGACAGAGCUUUGGCAGAAUUCAGGCCAGCGUCUGAACAAUAUCAGGAUAACAUUACCUAUGUCCGAAUCAAAAUUGAUAUUUUGAAUGAAUAAAAAAUGUCAGGUUGAAAUGUUUCUUGCUAUUAUAAGCUAAUGUUAUUACAUUUUUACUUAAAAGAUGCAGAAAUAUAUGAGAAUUGAAACAAUGUGAAAUGAUAUGUUGAAAAAGAAAAUAAUAAAAUCAAAUCAGUUCUCCCGCUAUUAAAGG